Medioppia subpectinata is the source of this 1295-nucleotide messenger RNA. The record is from the annotation of a GenBank genome assembly. Lineage: Eukaryota; Metazoa; Arthropoda; Arachnida; Sarcoptiformes; Oppiidae.
GUCUUUUUAUAAAUCAUUUACAGAAAAAAGUCGCCAAAGAAUCCAAUAAUAAACGAGAGUUUAUGAAUACAUGAGAACAAUAGUGAGAGAAAAGGACAACAAUUUCCUGACGACAUAUCACAAGACAAGACAACAACACAUCGAGACUUAUAUCGCAAUCAAUCCUAUAAUACAAACAACUAUUUGAAGCAUAUCUACCUCUAGUGAGAGAGCGGUUGCCUUUCAUUGAGAAUACAUUGCAAUCAAUUGGGAAUAAUGACAGAGGAGUCGUAUAACAUCCGUUUGGUCACUUUGGGAGGCGUUUCUGUUGGCAAAAGUGCUAUUCUCAAGAGAUUUUUGUUCAACACAUUCAAUGAGAAGCAUAUGGCGACUGUCGAGGACUUAUUCACCAAAGACUUCAAUUUGGGAACAAUGACUCUAAAGGUCGACUUUUUGGACACUGAGGGAGACAUGCAGUUCCCGGCGAUGAGACGGCUGUCGAUCGCCAACGCACAGGCAUUUAUGCUCGUCUAUAGUAUUGACAAAUUGAAUACUUUCGAUAUAAUCAAGACUUGCUUUGAAGAGAUUAAAGAAGUGAGGGCUGACUUUCAGGAUAUACCCAUUAUUUUUGUAGGCAAUAAAAGUGAUCUCUCGGAUGAAUUCAAAGAAGUGCCCAAAGAAGAUGUCGCCGAAUGGGUCAGUACUAGAGCUGCAGCUCUUCUUUUCGUUAUGGAGUGUUCGGCAAAAAACAACACAAACGUUAAGGAGAUAUUCAAAGCGUUUCUACAAUUGGCUCGAAUACCGUUGCCGUCGGACGAGGGUCUAAGGCGCCGGUCGUCAGCUCAGGCCCGAGUGCCCAACGGUAAGCGAUUCGCAGGCAAUACGGGUCUAACGCCUAAUCACGCUCUCGGAGACGAAGAGACCGCACAGAGGCUGAAGCCUCGGAGCAGGAGUUUGAUUAGGAGGUCGUCUAAGAAAGCGAAUAAAAUCAAAGAACCGACGAGUGAUGCCGACGACUGCGCUAUUUCCUGAUUUCUCUCCUCAUUAAAAGCCAUCGCAAACCCAUAUAUACUGUAUAUACUGAACACAUCUGUAUAUAUAUUUCCGUCAUUGUAUUAAUCCGACGAUAUUUUCUUAAUGAGGGAACAAUUCGUAUUUGUAUUGUGUAUAUAAUGUUAAAACGGAUUAAAAGUGAACAUUUAAUCGAAAACAGUAUACAAUUAUAAACUUCAGGGCAAAACAAAAUAAGUAGAUUUCACAUCACAGUGUUUUCUUUGACCAGAAAAACAUUUUGAAGAAUACAAUUAUUUGUAGAG